AUGAACGAUUUGAAGCUCCGGGCCAUCUUGGUGGCCAAUCGAGGCGAAAUCGCAUGUCGAAUCAUUCAGACUUGCAGGAGACUUGGGAUCCGAACCGUGGCAGUGUAUAGCAGUGUCGAUAGCGAUUCUCUACACGUCACCGCCGCCGAUGAGAGCUGUCUGCUUGCUGGAGAUCCAACGACGGCGUAUCUUGACGGAGAGCAAAUUAUUUCUAUAGCAAAAGCUCGCGAUACGCAGGCAAUCAUCCCAGGCUAUGGCUUCCUGUCCGAGAACGCCGCCUUUGCUCGCGCGGUCGUAGCCGCUGGACUCAUCUUCGUCGGGCCUCCAUCCGAGGCCAUUGAGACCUUUGGCGUGAAGCACACAGCGCGGGAGCUCGCAGUCGCAGCCGGAGUCCCAGUGGUGCCCGGGAGCCAGGGUCUGCUCGAGACCGAAGAAGCCGCGGCAUCCUCCGCCCAGGAGAUCGGUUAUCCUGUCAUGCUGAAGGCUACCGCCGGCGGAGGAGGAAUGGGACUCUUUGUGUGCAACGAUGAGUCGGACCUGAGACGGAACUUUGCCACGGCAAAGUCGCGGGGAGCGGCCUUGUUCAAAGACGCUGGCGUUUUCCUCGAGCGGUACAUACCCUCGAGUCGUCACAUCGAGGUGCAAGUCUUUGGGAACGGGCUGGGUCAUGCGAUAAGCUUCGGCGAGCGCGAGUGCUCCAUUCAGAGGCGGCACCAGAAGCUGGUUGAAGAAUGCCCAAGCCCUUUCGUCGUCAACAAGCACCCAGCUCUGAGAGAAAAGCUGACGAGCUGUGCGGUCCAACUGGCCAAGAGCGUCAAAUAUGGGUCUCUCGGGACGGUCGAGUUCCUCGUCGACGACGAGACUGGCGACUUUUUCUUUCUUGAGAUGAACACCAGGAUACAGGUCGAGCAUGGCAUCACCGAGUUGUGCUACGGGCUGGACCUCGUGGAGCUCAUGCUACGCCAGGCCGAUCGCGAGCUGCAGGGCCUCGGGGGUCUCGACGACGGUGUCCUGGACUCGCUGCAGCUUCAAGCCUUGAAACCAAACGGCCACGCCAUCGAAGUGCGACUGUGCGCUGAGAAUCCGGCGAGGGACUUCGCACCAAGCCCGGGCCUGUUGCAAGAGGUCGUGUGGCACAGGCUGUCGGGCACCCGCGUCGACACAUGGGCCCGCGCCGGAACGCAAAUCGGCAUAGGCUACGAUCCCCUCAUUGCAAAGGUGAUGCAAUGGAGUCCAGACAGGGAGCGUACAAUCAGGGAGUUGCAGGAAGUACUUGACGGCAGCACCAUUCGCGGCCCUCCGACAAAUCUGGAGUUUUUGCGACAGCUUGCCCGUGACGAGACGUUCCUCAACGGGCAAACUACUACGCAGUUCCUAGAAGCCUUCAAGCCCAACUUCUCCGGGAUAGAAGUCAUAUCCGGGGGCUCCUACACCCUCGUGCAAGACUACCCCGGCAGACCGACCGUCGGGCAUGGCUUCGGCCACGCAGGGCCCAUGGACCCCAUCGCCCUCCAGGCCGCCAACAUACUUGCUGGCAAUCCGGUUGGCACAGAGGGCUUAGAGAUAACUCUCACCGGCCCGGAGUUGCUUUUUGUCAGCGACGCCAUCGUGGCUCUGUGCGGACCGGUGAUUCCCGCUCAGCUUGACGGACAAGACUUCCCGCGCUGGACUCGCUCAUUGAUCCGCGCAGGACAGAGGCUGACGAUGGGAAGGAUGUCUUCGGGCUGCAGAGUCUAUCUGGCAGUGCAUGGAGGCUUCACCAAUGUGGCCGUAUGGCUUGGGAGUAAGUCAACGAACCCCAUGACCGGCAUCGGCGGGUACCAGGGCCGCCCACUCCGUACUGGAGACUUUCUCGCAACCCUGGAUUCAGGGAACCUACCCAAAGUCGAACAGAAGGGCAUCCCAGGGCACCUCGUACCCAGUUACACAAACGCCCCCUGCUGGCAUAUCCAGGUCAUGCCCGGGCCGUACGAGACGGGGUACCUGUCGGAGCGAGGCCUCGAGGAGUUUUACGAGACACCGUGGGAGGUAAGCCACAAUGCCGCCCGGGGCGGGAUACGACUCAUCGGUCCGCGGCCUCACUUCGCCCGUACAGACGGCGGGGACGGCGGCGCGCACCCGAGCAACGUGAUCGAGUACGGGUACCCGAUCGGGGGCAUCAACUGGACGGGCGACGAGGCCGUCAUCUUCCCCGUCGACUGCCCGGACUUUGGGGGCUUCAUAUGCAGCGCGACGGUCGUCAAUGCGGACAUGUGGAAGCUCGGGCAGCUGCGGCCGGGAGACGUGGUGAGGUUCGAGAGGACGAGCUUGGAUGACGCACUCGAGCAGCGGCGACGGCAGGAUGAAUACCUGCGCCAGCUGGAACGCGGCCUCGAGACAGGCUGGGAGGGUUGCAAAGAGUUUGACACCGGCGCGAUAGGUGCAAGCUCCACGAAUUCCGGGUCCGACGUUGUCAAGGAAUUGCAGGCGACCUCGUCAAGGCCCAACGUCACGUACCGCUGUGGCGGAGACGACUAUCUCCUUGUCGACUAUGGAGAUGGACGAUUUGAUCUGAACCACAAGUGUAGAGCCACCGCCCUGCAGAAGCUCAUCGAACAAACCGACGGCCUUGUGUCCCUAUACGACCCGGCCGGCGUCGGAGCCAUCGUCAACAUGGUCGGCUGCGGCAACUCACUUGCCAUCACCUACAACGGCCUGAAGCUGCCCCGCGACCUCCUGGUAGACACCCUGGUCAAACUGGAGGACGGCCUGGGGGACAUGCGGCACGCCAAGCUACCGAACCGCCGCUUCCGUCUCCCCGUCACGUUCACGCACAGGAAGCUCGGCGAGUGCAUCGAGCGGUACACGGCCAACCAGCGCUCGCUCGCCAGCUACCUCCCCGACCCAUUCGCCUUUCUCGCCGAAGCCAACGACAUGACGCCCACCGAGCUCAAACAAACCUUGCUGAGCCUCGAGUCCAUCAUCAUUGGCGUCGGGUUCUUCAUGGCGCUGCCGCUGUGCCUCCCCGUCGACCCGCGCCACCGCCUCCGCUCGCCCAAGAUGAACCCAAGCAGGACGUACACGCCCGAAGGGACGUUCUCCUGGGGGGGCAGCUGCAUCGCCGUGUACCCCGUCGACUGUCCCGGCGGGUACAUGCCGCUGGGGAUGACGAUCCCGGGGCUGGACCUGUACGGCGCGAAGAAGGGGUUCAGGCCGCAGACGCCGUGGAUGUUUGACAGCAUGGACGUCGUGUGCUUCUAUGAGGUGGGCGAGGACGAGUACGACGCCAAGAUGGCGCAGUUCAGGGCGGGCAUGUACGAGUUCGAGGUCGAGCAGAGCGUGUUUGACAUGGCGGAGCAUAAUCGGCUGCUCGAGGACACCGCCGCCGAGGCUAGGCGGGUCGCGAGCUCGAGAGCGGUGGCGCAAGAGCAGAUGGCUCACCGCGAAGAGGAGUGUCUUGCCAAGUGGCGUGAACAAAAAGAUGCGGAUCGUUUGCAGAUGAAUCCUGCUGUCUCUCUCGAGAAUGAUCCGAAUCUCCAGAUAAUAAGGGCGCCAAUGACCGCCAACGUCUGGAAGGUGUUGGUCGAGGAGGGACAGACGCUCGCCGCCGGUCAGGUGGUGGCUAUCCUGGAGGCCAUGAAGAUGGAGGUCAACGUGCAUGCUGACCAGAAAUUGGUCGCGGGGACGGUGUCGAAGGUCUUGGUAGCGCCAGGGGACAUUGUCGAAGGUGGACGUCCAAUGAUGCUGGUACAGAGGCAGCAAGCUUAGCUCCGACGCCUUCAGAGCAUGUUUUCAAGUCCGUAUCUUCUCUCUUACCUGCGGCCGCUUAUCUGUAUCUUUUUACUAUCCUCGCCCACGCGAAGAGCAUUCUCAGUUCCAC
Messenger RNA from Purpureocillium takamizusanense, 3859 nucleotides. RefSeq names its product Urea carboxylase. Gene Ontology annotation, molecular function: metal ion binding; ATP binding. The record is from RefSeq and is a predicted model, not a curated record. Bases 1 to 3747 code for a protein of 1248 amino acids. The transcript has 4 exons. NCBI's taxonomy places the organism in Eukaryota, Fungi, Ascomycota, Sordariomycetes, Hypocreales, Ophiocordycipitaceae.